Messenger RNA from Oenanthe melanoleuca, 857 nucleotides. RefSeq names its product myosin light chain kinase, smooth muscle-like. The record is from RefSeq and is a predicted model, not a curated record. Bases 1 to 612 code for a protein of 203 amino acids. The transcript has 3 exons. NCBI's taxonomy places the organism in Eukaryota, Metazoa, Chordata, Aves, Passeriformes, Muscicapidae.
AUGGGAGCAGCUGCGGCGGCCUUGGCCGCGGCCCCGGGCAAGCUGCGGGCCGUGUUUGCCCACACGGGGCACACGGGCCCGGCCCGAGCCCGCCCGGCGGAUCCAGGGCCGCUCCCCGCGGGCAGCCACCCGCACACCCGCGGACACGCCGAGCGGCUGUUCCCUCACGGCUCCCGCACACCCGCGGACACGCCGAGGGGUUGUUCCCUCACGGCUCCCGCGAACACGCCGAGGGGUUGUUCCCUCACGGCUCCCGCACACCCGCGGACACGCCGAGGGGUUGUUCCCUCACGGCUCCCGCACACCCGCGGACACGCCGAGGGGUUGUUCCCUCACGGCUCCCGCACACCCGCGGACACGCCGAGGGGUUGUUCCCUCACGGCUCCCGCACACCCGCGGACACGCCGAGGGGUUGUUUCCUCACGACUCCCGCACCCGGGGCUGCCCCGCACCGGGCCCGCUGCCCCGACCGGCUCCGUGCCGCUCUCCCGGGCACGUUGUUUCUCGCAGAUUUACAGCGGGAGAUUUGCGGCUGGGGCUGACCUUUCUUCCUCCGUGCGGGGAAAUGUUUGUCUUGCCAGUUCCAUGAAAGUUUCCAGAAGUUCUAGCUAACUAACUGUUGCACCUAUUCUGUUGGCUGCUGGUACCCAGGACAAGUUUCUGUUGCCCAGAGAUAAGAGACUCAUUCCCACAUGUUGUGCAGCAGGAGUGCCCAUAUUUCCCAGCUGAUAAAGGAAAUCUCCAGAAGUACAGAGAAAUGGUUUUGUGGGAAUUGUUGGAUGGAUUGCAGAGUCCACAGUGUCAUGUGUGGAAAAGGUUGCACAUAACUGCUGAGAAUGAUGCAUGCAGUAAAUGCU